Messenger RNA from Coturnix japonica (Japanese quail), 2261 nucleotides. Its product is annotated as dual oxidase maturation factor 2. Gene Ontology annotation, biological process: protein transport. The record is from RefSeq and is a predicted model, not a curated record. Gene Ontology annotation, cellular component: endoplasmic reticulum membrane. NCBI's taxonomy places the organism in Eukaryota, Metazoa, Chordata, Aves, Galliformes, Phasianidae.
CUCCGCGCCCGCCGCCGCCUAUAAGAACCGUGCGCGGGACGGUGCCACCCAAGAGCCGCCGCUACUGCCGCCGCCAGCAGCGUUACAUUUUCUUGUCCCUCUGGAACAAGAAAUUGAGGCCAUCCUUUCACAGCUGGUUCUUCCAGAGCUGAGCUGGUGACCACAGACUGGAACUGGUGACCACAGACUGGAGAAGCCAACGAGGCAGCCUGAGGCCUGUGCUGUGACCACCUCUCCCACCAUCUCCUGGAGGUGCAAAAUGACUCUCUUUGAUGGCAUCUACCCCUUCUACACACAGCAGAGGAAGAGUUUUGUGUUCGAUGUCAGCACCAUCAUUGUGGUUAUCAUCUUCCUGACACUGGCUUCCACCUUCCUGCUCAUCAUCCCAGGCAUCCGUGGACGGGCGAGACUGUACUGGAUGGUUCGUGUUCUCUUCAGCCUGAUGGUGGGAGCAGUGAUUGUUGUUGUCCAGUUCACGGGGGACUGGGAGAGCGGCUGGGUGACAGCAAACACCUCCUACAAAUCCUUCAGCCACGCCAUGGUCAAUGUGGACAUCGGGCUGCACAUCGGCCUGGCAGGGGUAAACAUCACACUGGUGGGAAACCCAGUGAAUCAGGUCAAUGAGACCAUCAACUACAACGAGCACUUUGCCUGGAGCUUCGAUGCAGACUACGACCACAGCUAUAGCGGAGGCCUGGAGAAGGGACUGCCUAGCCCCAUCCUCUACGUGGCGGAGAAGUUCACCACACACAGCCCCUGCAACGUGCACAGGCAGUACCGCAUCUCCAGCCACUACACAUCAGCCAGUCUCUGGGUGGCCUUUUGCACUUGGCUCAUCUCCAAUAUGCUCUUCUCCACACCCGUCAUAGUCUAUGGAGGCUACAUGAUCCUGGUCACAGGGGCCUUUAUGAUUUUUGCACUGCUCUCCUUCUCCACUGUGAGGAACUCCCUUGUGUGCCCAAUCCAAUUUGGGACCACAUCCCUGCAGAUAGGCUAUGGGGGAUCUUUCUGGCUCACACUAGCAGUAGGCUUGAUCUGUUUUGUGGCUGGAAUCACUGUUGUUGCACUGCACUACUUCAACUCUCACCUACUGAAAACUUUCUUUGAUCUCCGUGAAGACAAAGCAGAGGACUAUCAAGAGAUGACUGAAGUGUAUGUCAACCUUCGGUUCAUGAACAGUACACUGUCUCCUCCUCAACCCUCCGAACUUACCCUUCAUGACAUCAGAAAGUAGAGUUUUCCUACUUGUUACCUGAAAGCGGGCCUAAGAGUGCAGAGCACAGACACUUCUUGAUGUCUUCUGAGACUCAUCUAUCCACCUAGUUGCCUUGGAAGAGUGCACAAGUCCAUGUUAGGAUGAGGACUUGCUCAGAACUGCCUAUGCAAUCCCUGAUUGUCCUCUGCAGGCUACAGGCAGUAUAGCUCAGACCUGCAACCUGAGCUGCAAACUCACCUGGAGAUCCUUGUCUGAGGAAUAACUCCUGUUCCUGCUCUAUGCCCUGCCACAGCUUGGUGCAGGGAGUUUCUGAUGGCCAGUUCCCAUACCAGUGGGUGAGAUUUCCCAUACUGGUAAGAUUUGUCUUUGAGGGUGCCCACUACUCCAACAGCCAGCAACCAAACACAGUAUUUCCCAAGCACUGACAUCUAGUGUAGACCUCUAGAUGUUCCUAGUAAAGCCAGGCACAGGUCCAAACUCCCCCAGGAUGGAUGCUGUGUGAGCCAGGGUAUAAAAGAUAGUUACAGAAUUAAAGACUGAGCAAACAUUCUAAGGAGCUUGCCAGUGGGAAUGUGGUGAUGUGAUUGUUUUCACUUUCAGACUUGGGUUUUAUUAGAUAAGAAUAGUAGCCCAACACGGACCAAAAAGAUGCCAUUGGGAAGAUGGGAGAGAGGAGAGUGUAAUUACACCCAUUCUCUUGGAUGGGCUCCAUCCAGGUGGAGCACACUUGGACUGGCUGGGCUUAUCACAAAAUGCAGCCCUGAGUCAGCCCCAGCCUGCCUGUAUCAAGGUAAGAAACUGAGUGCAUCAAGUUACAUGAUUGCAAACAAAAGAUGAGCUCUGGCACUGAACCCACCGGCCCUGUGAGACUUCCGUUGGCAUGUGCAAGGAGGUAGUCAUCUCUGGAUGCUGAAGAAGGACUCUUACUGCUUCAUUAGGUUACUUUCUCCUGUCAUGUGAUAUCUGUGUCGCUUUGGAGUGAUUUGUUGCUGGCAAGAAUUAUUGGUUUUAAUGAUUUUUUACUGAAAACUACUUCUUGGAAACA